UAUUCUUUGAAGCUAGUCAACUGUCACUGUCAGCUGUUCGCUAUUUCACAUUUCACAACUGUUAUCAGAGCUGUUAUGUAAAGAAAAAGGUAUACAGACAAUUACUCAACAGACAGUCCAACUGGCAGAUACUGGUAGAAAAUAGAAAAUAGUGUAAAAUAUACGAAAAAAUGUUGAGUGUACCUCGAAUUGGUGUUAUUAGGUUUGUAGGGAAUAACAUUAACAAAAAUGUAAUUUCCAAGAUUAAUAUACAAUCUACACGAACUAUAACAUCUAAGUUAGAUGACUUGCCAGUAAAACCUAAACCAUGGGCCUAUAAUGAAAAACAUUUUACAUUAUUAAAUUAUCCCUUUGAUAAGACUUCAUCCAGAUUUGAUGAAAAUACAAAGCUUAUCGUAGUAGAAGGUUCAGUUGCAGCUGGAAAAAGCAAAUUUGCCAAAGAAAUCGCAAAAUCCUUUGGUAUGUUUUAUAUGCCUGAAGCUAAUCUUGAUAUGAAUUAUAUAAAUUAUUAUGGGUAUGACUUAAAAAACCUGGAUCCAUUACUAGCUCCAGAUUGUAGGAGCUUUGAUGUUAUGGAUUUCUUAAAAAAUCCCAAACAUAAGCUUGUUGCAAGAAUGCAAAUUCAGCAAUAUGUAGUUAGAUUAUCUCAAUAUAUUGAUGCUUUAGCUCAUAUUCUAAGCACAGGUCAAGGUGUAGUCUUAGAUAGAUGCGUCUACUCUGAUUUUGUUUUUGCAGAAACAUUGUACAAUCAAGGAUUUAUAUCUAGACCCGCUUAUAAAAAGUAUUAUGAAUAUCGUGACAACACCCUGCAGGAAUUAAUAAAACCACAUUUAGUGAUUUAUUUGGAUGUCCCUGUUCCAAAUGUAUUGGAGAAUAUAAAGAAACGUAACAUUAGUUAUGAGGUUAAUUCGCCUGCAAUGAACGAAAAUUAUCUUGGUGUAUUGGAAAAAUUCUACAAGCAAAAGUAUCUGAAAGAUAUAAGUACUCAUGCAGAACUAUUAGUUUAUGACUGGUCUGUUGAAGGAGAUAUGGAAGUAGUUGUGGAAGAUAUAGAAGCAAUUGAUUUCGAUCGUUUUGAGCCACAAGGCACUCACUUUAAAGACUGGGAUAUUGAUUCAGAAGAAGAAUGGGCUAUGCUUCGAUACCGUUAUGCAAGCCAGAAGCACGAAAUACUAGCUUAUUUGAAUAUCCCUUGCUAUGAGGUCCCCGAGUUACUUGUGGAUCCUGAAGAAGCUGAUGAUUACCAUAAAAUUAUGAAUUCGGCUCCUGGAGAACAAUAUUUGCCUGGAUUUAACGCUAGCAUGGGCGAUAAAAAUAUACUAUUUAAGACUAAAGCUCCCAUUAGAGAAACAUUACCUUUGAGGGAAAGGCGGAUUUAAACCUUAAAUAGUGCGGAUUAGAUAUUAUAAUAUUUAAUACUUUUCUCACAAAUGUAUUACUACUUUUGUAAAUAAUAUAUAAAUAAAGUUGAUUUCCUUACCUA
Sitophilus oryzae (rice weevil) is the source of this 1483-nucleotide messenger RNA. RefSeq names its product NADH dehydrogenase [ubiquinone] 1 alpha subcomplex subunit 10, mitochondrial (gene ND-42). Gene Ontology annotation, cellular component: cytoplasm. Gene Ontology annotation, biological process: mitochondrial electron transport, NADH to ubiquinone. The transcript is spliced from 8 exons. The coding region runs from base 171 to 1379 and encodes 402 amino acids. Lineage: Eukaryota; Metazoa; Arthropoda; Insecta; Coleoptera; Curculionidae. The record is from RefSeq and is a predicted model, not a curated record.